Saccostrea echinata is the source of this 1605-nucleotide messenger RNA. Its product is annotated as tubulin beta chain-like. Gene Ontology annotation, biological process: microtubule cytoskeleton organization; mitotic cell cycle. The record is from RefSeq and is a predicted model, not a curated record. The transcript has 7 exons. NCBI's taxonomy places the organism in Eukaryota, Metazoa, Mollusca, Bivalvia, Ostreida, Ostreidae. Gene Ontology annotation, cellular component: cytoplasm; microtubule. Gene Ontology annotation, molecular function: GTPase activity; structural constituent of cytoskeleton; GTP binding. Bases 77 to 1417 code for a protein of 446 amino acids.
UGUAGUUAUCUUAAUUCAUUAAAUAAAAGGAGGGCUAGGGCCUGAUUCGUGAAUUUGCAAAACACAAAUCAACAAAAUGAGGGAAAUUGUUCAUAUGCAAGCUGGUCAGUGUGGGAACCAGAUUGGUGCUAAGUUCUGGGAAGUAAUAUCAGAUGAACAUGGAAUUGACCCCACAGGAACCUACCAUGGAGAUUCAGACCUGCAGCUAGAAAGAAUCAAUGUCUACUAUAACGAAGCAACAGGUGGAAAAUAUGUACCUCGUAGCAUUCUUAUCGAUCUUGAGCCAGGAACUAUGGACUCCGUCCGAUCAGGCCCAUUUGGACAAAUCUUCAGACCAGACAACUUUGUGUUCGGACAGAGCGGUGCCGGGAACAACUGGGCUAAGGGUCAUUACACAGAAGGAGCUGAAUUGAUUGACUCAGCUUUGGACGUUGUCAGAAAGGAAGCGGAAAGUUGCGACUGUAUUCAGGGAUUUCAACUCACACAUUCACUGGGAGGUGGUACUGGAGCCGGUAUGGGAACACUUCUCAUUAGCAAAAUCCGUGAAGAGUACCCCGACAGAAUCAUGAACACAUUCUCCGUUGUCCCAUCUCCAAAAGUAUCCGACACCGUAGUGGAACCCUACAACGCUACCCUCUCCGUUCACCAACUGGUCGAGAACACAGACGAAACAUAUUGCAUCGAUAACGAGGCUCUCUACGACAUCUGUUUCCGUACCCUCAAACUCACCACUCCAACAUACGGUGACCUCAACCAUCUCAUCUCCGCUACCAUGUCCGGCGUCACAACAUGUCUUCGUUUCCCUGGUCAACUGAACGCUGAUUUAAGAAAGAUCGCCGUCAACAUGGUUCCAUUCCCUCGUCUUCACUUCUUCAUGCCCGGGUUUGCUCCAUUGACAUCACGUGGUAGUCAGCAGUACAGAGCUCUGACAGUUCCAGAGCUUACUCAACAGAUUUUUGACGCCAAGAACAUGAUGGCCGCCUGCGACCCACGUCACGGAAGAUAUCUGACAGUUAGCGCCCUCUUCCGUGGUCGCAUGUCAAUGAAAGAGGUUGACGAGCAGAUGUUGAACGUCCAGAACAAGAACAGCAGCUACUUUGUAGAAUGGAUCCCCAACAACGUCAAGACCGCCGUCUGCGACAUCCCACCACGUGGUCUAAAGAUGUCAGCGACAUUCGUUGGAAACACAACUGCCAUUCAGGAGCUCUUCAAGCGUGUGUCUGAACAGUUCACUGCCAUGUUCCGUCGUAAAGCUUUCUUGCACUGGUACACUGGUGAGGGUAUGGAUGAGAUGGAGUUUACUGAAGCGGAGUCCAACAUGAACGAUCUAGUAUCUGAAUACCAGCAGUACCAGGAUGCAACAGCGGAAGAGGAAGGAGAAUUCGAGGAGGAAGAAGGAGAGGAAGAAGCGCAAUAAACAUUAUGAAAAAGCAGCAACUACGUCAUCCGUCCAAUUAUAUUUAUAUUAGUUUAUAAUGGAAAUCAUAGAUGAGAUUAGGACUAUCUAAUUAACAAAUUGUAAGAAAAGAGCUAACAACAUCACUACGCAAAACAUCGUUGUAUUUUGUGGCUCUGAACAAAAAAAUAAACAUGAUUUCAAAAUCA